AUAAUCUUGUAGUCAAUCAAGUAAAACCAGGUAAAAUCGAUAGGGUCAUUAGAUUUAACAUAUUAUAUUUCUUAUUAUUUCCCAAAAUACCAUAAUAAAACUUACAUAUAAUUAUUCAGAAAUGAAUUAUCUUUCAAAUGGUAUAAUUCUUAAUAAAAUCUGAAAAAAAUAAAGAUGAUCGAUAAUUAGUUAAAAAUCAAUUAUUGGUAAUUAUCGAUCAAUCUUCACACCUCGGCGCGGGUCAAUAGACAAGGACAAUGGUUUAUGACAGUGUGUGUUUUCACAUCCAAUUGCGACAGGCUAAUAAUUCAUGAAUAUUCAUGAAGUGAUAUUAUCCAAUCACAGAAAAGAAAGGGCUACGUAAUGGCGUUUGUUUGAGAAAAAUCGGCCGGAAGCUAUUUGUUCAAAAAAUCGUCAAAGUUCACCUAUUCUUACAGAAAAACUACAAGGUUGUGCAAUAUAUAUAUUGACAUCCUAAUGAUGACUUAAACAUCAACUUGAAAUGGCAGGACAGUACCCUGGCCCAUUUUGUGAGGAAGCUGGACUUCUGUCAGCAAAUCUUAUCCACAAUGUGAUAGAACCAAAACCUGAAGGAACCCUCAAACAUGGCCAUAUUAUUGAGCUGAAGAAAUUUGCUGAUGCAUCAAAACUCCCUCUAACCAAUCUCAUUACCUGGCUAAAUCAAAUUGACAAAAAGACAUGUGAAAUUAAACAAGCCACGCUGUCUGUCCGCAUCAAACGUGUUAUUGAAACAAACAAAAAGUUGCUACACAAAAAGAAAGUAGCUGGAUUCAAGACUUCGAACGAGUACCAGAAUUCUCCGUUCAUUCCUUUGACUGUCUGGCUGUCAGGAAACACGACAACCAAAGUUAACAAUAAUGAGACUUGUGUUGAAAAAAGUAAAACAGAAAGUGAAAUGUCUGAUCCAAAGAAAGUUACUUCAAAACAAGAUGAUUAUUCAGAAUUAGAGAAAUGUGUAAGCAAAGAACCCUUAGUUGAGGAAUUAAAAACAAAGAACAUGUUACAGUACCAAAUCAGUAAACAGCAAAAAAUGCUUAGUAAAAUGAAAUCACUUGUAAGUUCUGAACGCGAACAGCUUGGGCAGUUGAAGUCGACAAAAGGACAUUUUUCUGUCCGAAACGUAACAAAACGAGAUGCCCUUGCUGCUAAGAAUAGAAAACUACUCCGAGAAGCACAGGCUACUAUUGCAAAACAGAAGAAACUGAUAGAAGACAUUGAAGCACGAAACUUAAAACUUUCUCAAGAGGAUGAAAGACUGAAACAUGAGUUAUUGAACAGUUGUUGUAAUGAAAGUAACAGUUAUGAACAAUCAGACACUCACUCCUUGAACACCAGAUGAAAAAGAAAAUGCUUGAGAAUGAAAUGUAUGUGGAAAAUUUGUUGACUGAAAAUGAAAGCUUGAGAAAAAAGGUCAGUCGGCAGUUGUCCGAUAAAAAUAAUGCCAAAAGGUCUGUAAGGUAUUUUAAAAAAAAUGUCAAUACACUUCGCAGUGAAAUAAAAACAAGAAAUCAAAUUAAAACCCUGACACAGACUGUCGCAGAGAAACAGAAAGAAAUUGAUCAGCUGCAGAUUGAAAAUGAGU
This is a messenger RNA of Mercenaria mercenaria, 1603 nucleotides long. RefSeq lists its product as uncharacterized. The coding region runs from base 503 to 1360 and encodes 285 amino acids. The record is from RefSeq and is a predicted model, not a curated record. NCBI's taxonomy places the organism in Eukaryota, Metazoa, Mollusca, Bivalvia, Venerida, Veneridae. The transcript is spliced from 2 exons.